AUGAAGCGAAAAUCGAAAAUCGAAGGGAUGAUACGCAGGCGGACUACUUUGAACAAUUCGCAGCUGGAGAUACUACGGACAGCAUUCAAUAAGAAUAAUUAUGCUACAAUCGAAGUAGUCGCUCGACUCGUGGAUCAAACAGGUUUAACAACGUCUCAGAUAAGGGCGUGGUACGAAUACCAACGGCGAUUGAUGAAACGUAGGCAACUAGAGGUACAGUUGAUGUUUAACGGAAUGGACCAGGGAUUUCUCAGUCGAAAUGCACCGCCGUCAACGACUGUUUUUUCUGCAAGCAUGAAAAAUUCUGUUCAUGAUGUUUCUGAACUUACUCAGAACGUUGGACAACAAAUUGCAUCCUCUGUCAACGCAACGGAAGUAUCUGGUACUACUCCUGGAUACACCCAACGUGCAGCAGCAUCGCAUGAAAAUUCGUUCCGGAAUGGAACCACGUUACCUAGUAUUUCAUCGAUGUUUCCAGAAAUUUUUAACAAUCGCUAUGAUUAUACUCUCCCUGCCAAUGUACAUCCGAUCGAAUUACCGACCUACCGUUGA
Lentinula edodes (shiitake mushroom) is the source of this 552-nucleotide messenger RNA. RefSeq lists its product as uncharacterized. The transcript is spliced from 5 exons. The coding region runs from base 1 to 552 and encodes 183 amino acids. NCBI's taxonomy places the organism in Eukaryota, Fungi, Basidiomycota, Agaricomycetes, Agaricales, Omphalotaceae. Gene Ontology annotation, molecular function: DNA binding. The record is from RefSeq and is a predicted model, not a curated record.